UUCCGCGCGGGACGCGCACCCCAACUCCGAUCCCCGCGCCCCGCCCGGCCCCGCGCGCGCCAUGGGGCCCGGGCCGCGCUGAGCGCCAUGGAGCUGGCGGCCUGGUGCCGCUGCGGGCUCCUCCUCGCCCUGCUGCCCGCCGCUGCCGCGGGCACCCAAGUGUGCACAGGCACCGACAUGAAGCUGCAGCUGCCCACCAGCCCCGAGACCCACCUGGAGAUGCUCCGCUACCUCUACCAGGGCUGCCAGGUGGUGCAGGGGAACCUGGAGCUCACCUACCUGCCUGCCGAUGCCAGCCUGUCCUUCCUGCAGGACAUUCAGGAGGUGCAGGGCUACCUGCUUAUCGCACACAACCAAGUGAGGCAGAUCCCACUGCAGAGGCUGCGGAUUGUGCGGGGCACCCAGCUCUUCGAGGACAGCUACGCCUUGGCUGUGCUGGACAACAGGGACCCUGUGGACAGCACCACCCUGGCCCCGGGGGCUGCCCCAGGAGGACUUCGGGAGCUGCAGCUCCGGAGUCUCACAGAGAUCCUGAAGGGAGGCGUCCUGAUCCAGCGGAACCCCCAGCUCUGCCACCAGGACACCGUUCUGUGGAGGGACAUCUUCCAUAAGAACAGCCGUCUGGCCCCCGUGCAGGUGGACACCAACCGCUCGCGGGCCUGCCCACCCUGCUCCCCAGCCUGCAGAGCCCCCUACUGCUGGGGGGGAAGCACCCAGGACUGUCAGAGCCUGACGCGCACGGUGUGUGCUAGUGGCUGUGCCCGCUGCAAGGGCCCGCAGCCCACCGACUGCUGUCACGAGCAGUGUGCCGCAGGCUGCACGGGCCCCAAGCACUCCGACUGCCUGGCCUGCCUGCACUUCAACCACAGUGGCAUUUGUGAGCUGCACUGCCCGGCCCUGGUCACCUACAACACGGACACCUUUGAGUCCGUGCCCAACCCCGAGGGCCGCUACACCUUCGGCGCCAGCUGUGUGACCACCUGUCCCUACAACUACCUCUCCACGGACGUGGGCUCCUGCACCCUGGUCUGUCCGCUGAACAACCAGGAGGUGACAGCAGAGGAUGGAACCCAGCGCUGUGAGAAGUGCAGCAAGCCGUGCGCCCGAGUGUGCUACGGGCUGGGCAUGGAGCACCUUCGGGCUAGCAGGGCCGUCACCAGCGCCAACAUCCAGGAGUUCGCCGGCUGCAAGAAGAUCUUCGGGAGCCUGGCGUUCUUGCCCGAGAGCUUUGAGGGGGACCCCGCCUCCAACACAGCGCCCCUGCAGCCCACGCAGCUCAGCGUGUUCGAGACCCUGGAGGAGAUCACAGGUUACCUGUACAUCUCCGCAUGGCCAGAAACCAUGCAGGACCUAGGUGUCUUCCAGAAUCUGCGAGUCAUCCGGGGGCGCAUUCUGCACAACGGUGCCUACUCGCUCACCCUACAAGGGCUGGGCAUCCGCUGGCUGGGGCUGCGCUCGCUGAGGGAGCUGGGCAGCGGGCUGGCCCUGGUCCACCACAAUCCCCGCCUGUGUUUCGUGCACACGGUGCCCUGGGACCAGCUCUUCCGGAACCCGCACCAGGGCCUGCUCCACAGUGGCAACCGGCCAGAAGCUGAGUGCGCUGCGGAGGACCUGGCCUGCAACUCGCUGUGUGCCCACGGGCACUGCUGGGGGCCGGGCCCCACCCAGUGUGUCAACUGCAGCCACUUCCUCCGGGGCCAGGAGUGUGUGGAGCAGUGCCACAUCCUGCAGGGGCUGCCCCGGGAGUAUGUGAGCGACAGGCAUUGCCUGCGGUGCCACCCUGAGUGCCAGCCCCAGAAUGCCUCCGUGACCUGCUUUGGAUUGGAGGCCGACCAGUGCGUAGCCUGUGCCCACUACAAGGACCCUCCUCUGUGUGUGGCCCGCUGCCCCAGUGGCGUGAAGCCCGACCUCUCCUACAUGCCCAUCUGGAAGUUCCCGGAUGAGGAGGGCACGUGCCAGCUGUGCCCAAUCAACUGCACGCACUCCUGCGUGGACCUGGAUGACAGGGGCUGCCCGGCGGAGCAGAGAGCCAGCCCUGUGACGUCCAUCAUCGCGGCCGUGGUGGGCGUCCUGCUCUUCGUGGUCAUGUGUGUGGUCAUCGGCAUCGUCCUCAAGCGGAGGCGGCAGAAGAUCCGGAAGUACACCAUGCGGAGGCUGCUGCAGGAGACCGAGCUGGUGGAGCCGCUCACGCCCAGCGGGGCCAUGCCCAACCAGGCACAGAUGAGGAUCCUGAAGGAGACGGAGCUGAGGAAGGUGAAGGUGCUUGGAUCCGGAGCUUUCGGCACCGUCUACAAGGGCAUCUGGAUCCCCGAUGGGGAGAACGUGAAGAUCCCUGUGGCUAUCAAAGUGUUGCGGGAAAACACAUCCCCCAAGGCCAACAAGGAAAUCUUGGACGAAGCCUACGUGAUGGCUGGCGUGGGCUCCCCGUACGUGUCCCGCCUCCUUGGCAUCUGCCUGACGUCCACCGUGCAGCUGGUGACGCAGCUCAUGCCCUACGGCUGCCUCCUGGACCACGUCCGCGAGCACCGCGGGCGCCUGGGCUCCCAGGACCUGCUCAACUGGUGCGUGCAGAUCGCCAAGGGCAUGAGCUACCUGGAGGACGUGCGCUUGGUGCACAGGGACCUGGCUGCCCGCAAUGUGUUGGUCAAGAGCCCCAAUCACGUGAAGAUCACAGACUUCGGGCUGGCGCGGCUGCUGGACAUCGAUGAGACGGAGUACCACGCGGACGGGGGCAAGGUCCCUAUCAAGUGGAUGGCGCUGGAGUCCAUCCUGCGCCGUCGGUUCACCCACCAGAGCGACGUGUGGAGCUACGGGGUGACCGUGUGGGAGCUGAUGACUUUUGGGGCCAAACCCUAUGACGGGAUACCAGCCCGAGAGAUCCCCGACCUGCUGGAGAAGGGGGAGCGGCUGCCCCAGCCCCCGAUCUGCACCAUCGACGUCUACAUGAUCAUGGUCAAAUGUUGGAUGAUCGACUCCGAGUGUCGGCCGCGAUUCCGGGAGCUGGUGGCCGAAUUCUCCCGGAUGGCCCGGGACCCCCAGCGUUUUGUGGUCAUCCAGAAUGAGGACCUGGGCUCUGCCAGCCCGCUGGACAGCACCUUCUACCGCUCGCUGCUGGAGGAUGAUGACAUGGGGGACCUGGUGGACGCUGAGGAGUACCUGGUGCCCCAGCAGGGCUUCUUCUGCCCGGACCCCGCCCCGGGGACCACAGGCACAGCCCACCGCAGGCACCGCAGCUCCUCCACCCGGAGUGGUGGUGGGGAGCUGACGCUGCGGCUGGAGCCCCCCGAAGAGGAGCCCCCCCGGUCCCCGCUGGCCUCCUCAGAAGGGGCCGGUUCCGAUGUGUUUGAGGGCGACCCCGGAAUGGGGACAGCCAGGGGGCUCCAGAGCCUCCCCUCACACGACCCCAGCCCCCUGCAGCGGUACAGCGAGGACCCCACGGUCCCCCUGGCCCCAGAGACUGACGGCUACGUCACCCCACUGACCUGCAGCCCCCAGCCUGAAUAUGUCAACCAGCCAGAGCUCCAGCUGAAACCCCCCUUGCCCUUAGAGGGUCCUCUGUCCCCUGUACCACCUGCUGGUGCCACUCUGGAAAGGCCCAAAACUCUCUCCUCUGGGAAGAAUGGGGUUGUCAAGGACGUUUUUGCCUUUGGGGGUGCUGUGGAGAACCCUGAGUACUUGGCACCCCGAGGAAGUGCCCAGCCCCACCCUCCGCCCACCUUUAGCCCGGCCUUUGACAACCUCUAUUACUGGGACCAGGACCCACCAGAGCAGGGGUCUCCCCCUGGCACCUUUGAAGGGACUCCUACGGCAGAGAACCCUGAGUACCUGGGUCUAGACGUGCCCGUGUGAGCCAGCCAGGAGGCUUGCGUGCCAGGAAACACACUAAGGAACUUCGCUUCUGCUUGGAUUCCCAGGCAGCUGAGCAGGGUGCCCCAGCCUGGCCGUGGGAGGGACGGCACCAGACAUCUCUGGAUUUGGAGCCCUACCCACUGGACCCAGGGGGCUGGUGGCCACCACAGCUGGAGCGUCCUCACCUGAGGCUGCAGCCCUACCCAGCCCUCUUCAGAUCCAUGGUACUGAACUGAGAAGCUGAGCCAAGGAAAGAAGAGGCCCCAUGGGAGUGGCUGAGAACAAGGGUGGCCGCUGGGAGCCUGUCCCUGAGACCCGGCGCCACCCGGAGGAACGGCACCACACCCACGCCCAGACCAAUCCCUGUACAGAGUGCUUUUUUGUUUUGUUUUUACUUGGUUUUUUAAAAGAUGACAUAAGGACUCCGA
Heterocephalus glaber (naked mole-rat) is the source of this 4277-nucleotide messenger RNA. It is a transcript of the gene Erbb2, whose product is annotated as erb-b2 receptor tyrosine kinase 2. NCBI's taxonomy places the organism in Eukaryota, Metazoa, Chordata, Mammalia, Rodentia, Bathyergidae. Gene Ontology annotation, biological process: neurogenesis; positive regulation of kinase activity; positive regulation of cell population proliferation. Gene Ontology annotation, molecular function: transmembrane receptor protein tyrosine kinase activity; ATP binding. Gene Ontology annotation, cellular component: basal plasma membrane; signaling receptor complex; plasma membrane. The record is from RefSeq and is a predicted model, not a curated record.